GGCGGCGAAGAAACCGACCGAGGAUCAAACGACGGAGGGUCAAACGACGAAACCGACCCCCGGGCCGUUCGCGGGGUUCAAGCCCGUCGCGAAGGGCGGCGGCGGCGCGACGGAGUCGGCGCGCUUCAAGAGNCGGCCGCGCCCGCCGCGGCGCCCGCGCCGCCGCCGCCGUCCGCGGACGCGGCGAUCGCGGCGGAGGACGAGUCCGGGGACGAGUCCGGGGACGACGAAGACGAGAUGGAGGUGCCUCGGCACCGCGCCGCGGGGGGCAGGAACGUACGCAAAGUCGUCGGCCUGGACUCGGACGACGACGACGAGGAGGAGGAGGAGGAGGAACCCGCGGACGUCGAGAUGCCCGACGCCGCGCCCGCGCCGGUGCCGGAUCCCGUCGUCGAGGAGAAGCCCGCGAAGAAGAGCAAAGCCCCGGCGAAGGAAAAGAAGGAGAAGCCGCCGGCGAAGGAAAAGAAGGAGCCGAAGGCGAAAGCCGCCGCGUCGAAGAAGCGCAAGAGCGGGGACCUGGACGCCCCCGCGGCCGAGGAGACGGAGGAGAAACCGGACGCGAUCCCGGAGCCGAGCCCCGCGCCGACGCCGACGCCGAAGGUGAACGCGUUCGCGAAGUUCACAGCCGCGACGGCCGCCGCCGGGAAGGGAAGGAAGAAGAAGAUCGUAACCGUCAUGGACGAGGAAACCGGGGAGGAGACGACGAAGACGGUGUGGGUGGACGACGACGGGAACGAGGUCGACGACGCGUCCCCCGCGCUCGGGGAGAAGACGAACGCGAGCGCGAGCGCGUCGCAACAGAGCGGGCCGGUCAAGGCGGCGGUUGGCGCGGUGGCCGCCGUCGUCGUCGGCGCCGCCGUCGCCGCGGCGGCGGGCGGCGGGAAAGCCGCGGCGGCGGCGGCGAAGAAGAAGGCGGCGCCCGCGGGGCAGAUGGGGAUGGCGUCGUUCUUCGGGAAGAAGUGACGACGCUCGCGCGCUGUGUUAUGCGGGUACGUAGCUCGACGACAGGACGCGUGAUGAGAUCGAUUGCGAAUUGGAAACGAAUUGGACUUUUUC
This is a messenger RNA of Micromonas pusilla CCMP1545, 1056 nucleotides long. RefSeq lists its product as uncharacterized. Bases 238 to 963 code for a protein of 241 amino acids. Lineage: Eukaryota; Viridiplantae; Chlorophyta; Mamiellophyceae; Mamiellales; Mamiellaceae. Gene Ontology annotation, biological process: nucleotide-excision repair, DNA gap filling; DNA strand elongation involved in DNA replication; DNA synthesis involved in UV-damage excision repair. Gene Ontology annotation, cellular component: nucleus; delta DNA polymerase complex. Gene Ontology annotation, molecular function: DNA-directed DNA polymerase activity. The record is from RefSeq and is a predicted model, not a curated record. The transcript is spliced from 2 exons.